UUGAAUAUUUAAAUGUAUGUAGGAAAGGGGUGAAGGAACAUGCUUCUUAUGUACUGUUCCCACAUAAAUUAACAAAUCCAAAUAAAGCUAUAGCAGAAACCUCUUACUCCUCAGCAAAAUGAAGCCUUUUCUUUUUUUGUCCUCUAUACUUUUGUACAUAUACAUUCAUCUUCUUUUUCUGUUCACCUCUAACUUAAUUGUGGCAGUGGCUGCAAUAAUAGGAAACCAAACAGAUCAUUUGGCAUUGCUCAAAUUCAAAGAAUCAAUAUCCAAUGACCCAUAUAGAACUCUUGAAUCAUGGAAUUCUUCCAUCCACUUUUGCAAGUGGCAUGGAAUCAAAUGCAGCCCAAUGAAUGAAAGAGUUAUAGGGUUGAACCUAGAAGGAUAUCAGUUACAUGGUUCUUUAUCUCCUCAUGUUGGCAAUCUCACCUUUUUGAUAAAUCUCAACCUUAGAAACAAUAGCUUCUAUAGAGAAAUACCACAGGAGUUGGGUCAGUUGAUACAAUUGCAACAACUUUAUCUUACCAAUAACUCGUUUCAGGGUAAAAUUCCUACCAACUUGACAUAUUGCUCCAAUCUCAAAGAUUUAUACUUGGAUGGGAAUCUUCUCAUUGGUAAAAUACCAGUUGGAAUCGGUUCUUUGAAAAAGCUUCAACGAAUGACCGUUUGGAAAAACAAAUUAACCGGAGGAAUCCCUUCAUCCAUAGGGAAUCUUUCUUGCUUAACGGGUUUUUCGUCUGGUUCUAACAACUUAGAUGGAGAUAUUCCACAAGAAAUAUGUCACCUCCGAAACUUGACAAUUUUAUUUCUUGGCGAGAACUAUUUUUCUGGUAUGAUUCCUUCUUGUCUUUACAAUAUCUCAUCACUUGUUGAGAUCUCACUAACACUGAAUAACUUUCAUGGCCCUCUACUACCCAACAUGUUCAACACCCUCCCCAAUCUCCAAGCUUUUGUAAUCGGCCAAAAUCAAAUCUCUGGUCUAAUUCCAACAUCCAUUAUAAAUGCAUCUUUUGUCUUAAAAUUUUUUGAUAUCAGUAACAAUAAUUUUGUCGGACAAGUUCCAACUCUAGGAAGGCUAAGAGAUCUUCUAUUUCUCAAUUUGGAAGGGAACAAUUUAGGUCACAACUCAACUAAGGAUUUGGAGUUCUUAAAAUCUCUGACAAAUUGUAGUAAGUUGCAAGCGGUUUCUAUAUUCAAUAAUAGUUUUGGAGGUAUUUUGCCAAAUUCCAUAGGAAAUUUAUCAGCUGAACUUGGAGAACUAUAUCUCGGAGAUAAUAUGAUAUCAGGAAAAAUUCCUGCAGAAUUAGGACAUCUAAUUGGCUUAAUUCUCUUGACCAUGGAAUAUAACUACUUUGAAGGGAUUAUUCCACCUACUUUUGGAAAAUUACAAAAUAUCCAAAAGUUAGCAUUUGGUCGAAACAAGUUGUCAGGUGAUAUACCACUCUUUAUAGGAAAUCUCAGUCAAUUGUUCCAUCUGGAUUUAUAUCGUAAUAUAUUUGAUGGAAAUAUUCCUCCAAGUAUAGGAAACUGUCAAAAGUUACAAUUUCUAGAUCUUUCUCAUAAUAAGCUUAGAGGAACCAUACCUUUAGAGGUUUUUAAUCUUUUUUCUUUAACAAACCUCUUGGACUUGUCACAUAACUCUUUGAGUGGUAGCUUACCAAAAGAAGUGGGUAUGCUAAAAAAUAUAGAUUGGCUUGAUGUUUCUGAAAAUCAUUUGUCUGGGAAUAUUCCUGAAACUAUUGGUGAAUGCAUAAGCUUAGAGUACCUCAAUUUACAAGGUAACUCAUUCAACGGAACAAUACCAUCCUCUUUUGCAUCUCUCAAAGAUCUUAGAUAUUUAGACCUUUCAAGAAAUCGAUUGGCUGGAUCAAUUCCUGAUGUUAUGCAAAAUAUCACUGUUUUGGAACAUUUGAAUGUAUCUUUUAACAUGUUGGAUGGUGAGGUGCCAACCAAUGGUGUCUUUGGAAAUGCAACCCAAGUAGAAAUGAUUGGAAACAAUAAGCUUUGUGGAGGUAUUUCAUUGAUGCAUCUACCACCAUGCCCUAUCAAGGGUACGAAACACACAAAACAUUAUAAAUUCAGGUUGAUAGCAGUGAUAGUUAGUGUGAUUUCUUUUUUUCUCAUACUUUCAUUCAUUAUAACUAUGUACUGGAUGAGGAAAAGAAAUAAGAAACGAUCUUUUGAUUCACCAACAAUUGAUCAACUAGCUAAGAUUUCAUACCAAGAAUUGCAUCAAGGAACUGAUGGGUUCUCGCCUACAAACUUCAUUGGAUCAGGAAGUUUUGGUUCUGUGUACAAAGCAAAUCUUGAGUCGGAAGAUCAUGUUGUUGCUGUAAAGGUCCUGAACCUCCAAAAAAAGGGAGCUCACAAGAGUUUCAUUGUUGAAUGUAAUGCACUCAGAAAUAUUAGACACCGAAAUUUAGUUAAGAUCAUAACAUGUUGUUCGAGUACAGAUUACAAAGGUCAAGAAUUCAAAGCUCUAGUUUUUGAUUACAUGAAAAAUGGAAGCUUAGAACAAUGGUUGCAUCCCGAAAUUUUAAUUGAAGAGCAUCCAACAACAUUGGGCCUUGGUCAAAGAUUAAACGUAAUUAUCGAUGUUGCUGAUGCAUUACAUUAUCUCCACCAAGACUGUGAGCAAUUGGUCCUUCAUUGUGAUCUAAAGCCAAACAAUGUCCUUCUUGAUGAUGAUAUGGUUGCUCAUGUGAGUGAUUUUGGAAUAGCAAGACUUGUCUUAUCCAUUGGCGGCAGCUCUCGGAAGGAUACUAGUUCAAUUGGAAUUAAAGGGACUGUUGGGUAUGCUCCUCCAGAGUACGGAAUGGGCUCUGAAGUUUCCACAUGUGGUGACAUGUAUAGCUUUGGAAUUCUGGUGUUGGAAAUGCUUACCGGUAGAAGACCUACUGAUGAAGUUUUUGAAGAGGGUCAAAAUCUGCAUAAUUUUGUUGCAAUUUCAUUUCCUGAUAACCUUAUGAAGAUUUUAGAUCCACAUCUUGUAUCAAGAGAUGUAGAAGUAGCAAUGCAAGAUGAAAAUCGUGAAAAUCUUAUUCCAACUAUUGAGAAGUGCUUAGUUUCACUUUUUAGGAUUGGAAUUAUUUGUUCAAUGGAAUCACCGAAAGAAAGAAUGAAUAUUGCAGAUGUCACUGGAGAGCUUAGCAAAAUCAAAAAGUCCUUUUUCACCGGUGUUCACGCUCAUAAUUAGCAAUAACAGCCGAACUAAAUUUCUAAGAUCAUUUGUGGAAAGAGAAAUGUAUUCAGCUUGGAUUCACUGUUGUUAAGAAACUAAAUUGAUCAGCUGGAAGCACAUGCUCAUUAUUCGCGGUGAAUUCAGUUAGAAACGUUUGAUUCUGUAUGAUUGUGUUUAAUUAAUGUAGAUUUUUAGAUUUUUCCUGCAACCCUGCCAGUGUCUGUAAAUAAGUAAUGUUGUAUUGGUUUUUAAUUCAAUGAAAUGAGAGUUGCUUCCUGUAAUAUUAAUGUUUUGGUAUUUUGGAUAAUCCAUAAGAAGAUGAUAUGCUAGUAUAAAGAUGUUUUGAGUCUCUGGAAGAUUCAGUUUAUGGUUUAUGCACCAGGGGCUUCAUACAUUCCUGUAAUAUUACAUCAGUCUUUUGUUUCCUACUAGAUGAUUUUGUCAGCUGUAGUUUAGGUCAUCGUAUUUUUAUCGAAUGUAAGAGUCUUUUUAGUUUCUGUGGUUCCAAGUUUCCUGUUUUAUAGAAAUUUGGUAAGGCCUGUAUAGUGUACUGUUUUCUAUGUUCGUUGAAGUUAUGUUGCAUCUAUGACAUGAUCAAAGGAUAAUUGAAAGUGUUUAACUUACGAUACAGAGAAAACCAAAAACAAAAA
Messenger RNA from Trifolium pratense (red clover), 3831 nucleotides. Its product is annotated as probable LRR receptor-like serine/threonine-protein kinase At3g47570. The coding region runs from base 119 to 3196 and encodes 1025 amino acids. The record is from RefSeq and is a predicted model, not a curated record. Lineage: Eukaryota; Viridiplantae; Streptophyta; Magnoliopsida; Fabales; Fabaceae. Gene Ontology annotation, molecular function: protein kinase activity; protein binding; ATP binding. Gene Ontology annotation, biological process: protein phosphorylation. The transcript has 3 exons.